GAUGCCAGUUGUGGAUGAGCGCCUGUGAUGGUCAGAUGAUAGGAGUGGGGUAGCGAGGAUUGGAUAAUUGGGUGUAAAAUGACGUGUGGUCGUGAUUCUAGUUGUGCCUGCUAUGUAGGCUUCUUCUAUUUUUUGUACUUCAUCAAUAUUGGAAACACACAACUUCUUAUAAAUGUUAAAAAUCAGGGCGGGGACGUCCUGCAAGAAACCAUCGCGGCCAACGUCAGCGAAGACGCCGUCACCCUGGAGUUCCAGCGCUCGGAUGGCACCCUCGUCACGCAGCUCGUAGACUUCCGGAACGACGUGCAGAUCCUGAAGGCGCUGGUGCUGGGCGAGGAGGAGCGGGGCCAGAGCCAGUACCAAGUGAUGUGCUUCGUGUGCCACUUCCGAAAGGGAGAUUUCAUCUCGUCCGACGCCAUGUCGAAGCUGCGACAGAAAAACCCCGGGACGGUGCGCACGGCGGAGGAGGACCGCGGCCGCGACAACUUCACGAUGGAGCUGCUGCUGGACGUGGGCCGGUCGGCGCUGGUGUCGCGGCACGCCGCUCGCCGCCCGCCGCCCAAGCUGCGCAGUCGCCGCCGCCCGCGCUGCCGGAGACGGCGGACUUGUGGGCGCGUGCGUGUGCCAUCUGGAGCUGUGCAUCGGGUGGUACCCGUGCGGACCUCAAGUAAUGCAAGGGCAAGGGGGACGCGAAGGCCGCGGCGGCGUCAGCUACCGCUGCGGCAUCAAGACGUGAAGAAGUGCAGCCUGUUCGCCUACUACGUCCGUCAGAACAGCUUGUGCCUCUGGGACGAAUGA
This is a messenger RNA of Gryllus bimaculatus (two-spotted cricket), 798 nucleotides long. The record is from the annotation of a GenBank genome assembly. Lineage: Eukaryota; Metazoa; Arthropoda; Insecta; Orthoptera; Gryllidae.